UUCUCAAGCGUGAACAAGAUCUGCGUUAUUUUUAUACAUUCACAUGGAAUUCCGGGAAUCAAAAUUUCCAGUUAAAUUUGGGAUUGUCUCGUGGAUUUUAGUCAGGACAUUCUCCAGCAUUCCAGAAUACACUGAACUCUACAUGCUACAUAAUGUUGAGCUGUACAUGCCUUUGUACUAGAUAGUCUACAGGGCAAUACAAGUACAUACAGAGUCCGGCUGUUCGAAAGAUUACCAUAUUGUGAGCAUGUCCACACAGUGAAUGUAGUCACAUACAGGAUAUGAACGAAUGCGAGAGGAAAGCUUUACAAAACUGUCAUUGUGAUCUAGUCGAGAUAAUUGAACCUCUUGAACUUAGAUCUUUCCUGUAUUCGAAAGGUGUUCUCCCAAAUCCGACUUUUCUUGGUGAUGAUCGUGUAAGAACAUUACGUGCGGAAAAGUUUCUGGAAUAUGUAACUGAACAUUGUUCCUUUUCUUUGUUUCUUGAAUCUUUGUUAAAGGACGACGCAUAUGAUUUUCUCGCAGAGAAACUACAGGGUGAGUUAGACAAAACAUCCAAAGUGGAAUCAACAGGUCAGUGUGUUCAUUACGAAAUAAAAGAGGCAUUAUUCACACCAGAACGUGCCAGAGCGAUACUAUUCCGACAUGAACUCAAGCGUUACUCCAUGACUGGGGAUGCGGAGAUGUUCCUUAAACGGAGUAAGUCUGUUACAGAUCAAUGGAAUGCUAUCCCCAAAACACAAAUAUUUCUCGACAAUAACAAAGAACUUGCAGAUAUGUACUUCAUGGUUCUGGACGCAACCAUGGAAAGAAGACGAGUAUUGUACGACAAGACUCUUUAUAAAGAUGAUGAAUUGUUCGACACAAUGCAGAAGAUGUCCCUGUAUACCUCAUCCGCUACACUGCCUGUAGCUAUGUAUCUCGCACGUUAUGGUUCAGCCCUGCUAAUGAUAGGGAGGCCGGUGGAAGAGGCACUCAGUUAUGUGGAACAAGCGAAACAACGACUUCAAACACUUCCUGCAUGUAGAGAAUCUGGAGUCGUUAUGUAUAUUGAAUAUAAUAUGUUGAUUUCCGAGAAAUACGAGAAAAAUCCUUCGCUUGAAAUGAAGAAUCGACUGUUAGAAAUAGGACGGGCGUCAAUAAACCACUUUUGUCGAGAGCAAGAAACGGUUGGAAAGGAUUUCCGUAGAAUGGUGUUAAUAAAACAAGCACUUCUACUUCUAGGGAUAGGGCUUUUCCUUAACAACGUAGACAGUGUUGUUGUGACAGAAGAUGACAGGAAAAAAGCUGAAACGAUUUUAAAAGAAAUUCGAAAGGAAGAGAAUUGGCAAAGAAUGGAAAAUCGUUGGCACGUGGCGUAUUAUGUUGCAAGCAGCAAACUACUUCGUCUCCGAGGACAAAGUGAGGAAGCCUUGGCCGACAUGCAAAAAGCUGAGAAACAUGCACAAGAAGGAAGCUUUAAAAAGGAGCUUGGUAAUAUAAAGAAAUCCGUACGUUUUCUGGGAGGAAGACGGGGAUGGAGCUCUGUGUAUAUAUCACUUCUCCUGGCUUUGGUUAGUCUACUACUCGCAGUGGUGAUGCUGCUCAUGUUUCACGGACCAUGAGGCAAUCUACAACAGCUUGUGGGGUUAGAAUUAAAGUGUCGGUGCACCUGUGGAUUUGAUUCUUUGUGUUAGAGCCCAAAAGGAUGUUGUGGUGAGGG
Molecule: messenger RNA, 1702 nt
Organism: Pecten maximus
Lineage: Eukaryota; Metazoa; Mollusca; Bivalvia; Pectinida; Pectinidae
Exons: 4
Coding region: 282-1604 (440 amino acids)
Source: RefSeq, a predicted model, not a curated record